This is a messenger RNA of Equus caballus (horse), 5640 nucleotides long. The record is from RefSeq and is a predicted model, not a curated record. Lineage: Eukaryota; Metazoa; Chordata; Mammalia; Perissodactyla; Equidae.
AAUUGUUUGGCAGAAAGAGUAAGCAGUGAUCUGAAGGUGGGACCUGAACUCUCUAUUUACGGAUGAGCUUGGCAUUUAAUAGAGAUUCACAUUUAUUCAUGUAUUUUCAAGAGAUGACCUUGUGGUAACCUAGUUCCUUAACGACAAGUUAAAAUAAUUGGGCUAGCUCAUGCACAAUCCCUCCUUUCAACGUUACAACAUCUGCCUGUCCUUGUACUAUAUUUGGGCACUCUCCCACCUCUUGUCUCUUACCCUUCCAGACAGAGUCUGCAACAAUGACUCAUAUUUAGAGACAUUGACCUUCCAAGUGACCUGAGACCAGGGAUCAUAUUCAAUGUUCUCAAACCCUGUGGAUAUGUUUGGCAUGAAAGUACCCUGGAUGUGCAAGCUGUGUGUCCACAGAUGUAUAGCCUGAUGGAUAGGUGCCUCUUGUCAGUAAAGACCCUGAGAUCACACUUCUUUGCACCUCAUGUAUUUCUUGUGAUGCCAAAUCUCCAAGGGAUUCAUUAAUUCACUUGUUAAUCCAUGCUCCUUUAAAAAUACGUGUGUUUGCCAGUCACUGUCCUAAGCAUAAGUUGUGAAGGCCAAAGCCCUACUCACCUCAUUGCCACUGAUCAAAUCAUGGCUGUGGUUCAUAUUCCAAGGGAGGUAAUAUUUUAUAUUUGUAUAGUUAUCACAGAGCAGUUUUAGAACUGCUUUCACAUACAUAUUACUUUUGAACCUAUCAAUGAUAGGACACAGACCAGGGAAUUAUUGUUAUCCCAUUUUAUUUAUAAAUAAACUGAAGAAUAAAGGCAAUUUUCUAAAGUCAUAUUUCUUUAAAAUGGUGGAAACUAAAUUAGGAACCAUGUCUUCUGACUGCUGAAUCAAUACCAUUUCCCUCUCCACUGCUUCCAAACUAACUUCUUCCUUUAUGUCUGGAAUGACACCUUUGAUGAAACCUUUCUAGAUUGCUCAGUCAGAAAACAUUUCCCCCACUUUGGAGUUCCUAGAGCACUUUGUUUCUGCAUCUUGUAUAGGUCGUGUCACAUUAUACCCUCAUUAUAGCAUAUACUUCUUAUUUUACUUACAAAACUAUAGAUUCCCAGAGGGUAGAGACCAUGAUCUAAAAAUGUUUAUUCCAAAUGAUGUAUAGCACAGGGCCCUGUACAUAAUAAGAGCUCAAUAAAUGCAGAAAACAUUUUCUAUAAAGAAUAAACAAAUUAACAUCUCUAUUACCUUAUUAACCCACUUAGAUUUCUUAUCCUGAUUUCUGAGUAAAUUUGAUGUUCCUUCAACUUAUAUACAGGAGUAAAGGGAUAUGACCAUAUCAUACCCACAAGUAUAGAUAAACAUGAUCCAGGUAUAAAAAGGAAUUGAUAAGAGGAUGAAGAUACAUCUUCCUUGUCAGCUGGACAUAGUUUGUCAGUGCACAGAGCAUUUCCCUAGAGCCAGGACAGACCAGGUAUAAAUGAGCCUCCUGGGAAAAAGACAUGGGCAAAACAGGUGAGUGUUAAAUAUACUCAUCUUCCCUGGCUCAAGUCUUCUUGUCUUAGUCCUGCAAUACCUACCACACAGUCUAAGAAGAGACCAGACUUGGAUCUCCAGGAAGUAUAAAAAUCUGCAUAUCAAUUUGCUUCCCAUGAUGCGUACAAACGUAUGAAGGAUUUUCCAUUCUCAGGAGAAAGCAAAUGGAUCAUGGUGAGUAGUUGGAGUUACCAAGAGAGAUUGGUUGAUCCUUGAAAGAAGCUCAAGAAAGAUGAGGAGGGACUUGGGAAAAUGGCAGCACGCAUCAUUCCUGGACAAGAGAAAGAAUGUUAAGGGAAAUAACUAGAGAAAUGAAGAUUCAGGGAACACUACAUCUUUGCGUAGUUGUGAGGUCUUUUGGGUUUUGAGACAGGGCACAAAGGAUAUGUUUCUUAUUCUAAAAGUCUAUCAGUGUCUGUAUUAUCUUUGAGAAGAAGCACAAGGACUGAAAAAUAUACUAUAGUACGAUGAAAGAAUUUCUUUCCUUGGAUACCAUAGACGUCCCAAAGCUCAGUGCUCUCAGUUCUGAAAGCCAGAAAAAUAGAAUUCUACAUUUCUUCAUGCUUCAAAUUAGAGCCUGUUGGGACAUGCAUUUUCAGCAAAGAAAAUGGAGGAAAAUAUGAAGUAGUAGGUGUGUGCUUGACUAUGUGGAAACAAUACUUUAAAGAGAAGAUCCAGAAGCUCUGAGUGAUCUGCAACUCAGAGCUCUUCAAAGAUGCUAUAAUCCUAUAAUCAAGGAAAGUUGAGUUAUGUUAUUCCAGAGAAUAUAACAUAAAAACUGAGCAAAGAAAGAGAAUGAAGGAUUGAGUGUGUUUAGAAGUCCAUGUGAGUGAAAAUAUGUGAGCACUCAUAAUUGACUAAAUAUGGAUGGGUGUUAUGCAACAUAAUUUAUAGCAGCUAAUGUUUGGUCCAUAACCAUGGGCCAAGUCCUAUGUUUAAUGCUUUCUGUGUGAUGUCUCUUUUAAUUCUCACAACACAAUCUAGUAAGGUAGGCAUUAUUAUAAUUAUUCCUAUUUUACAAAAGGUGGUAUGGAAGUAUAUACUUGACAAGUGACCUGUAUAAGGCAAUACGCCCCCUAGGUAAUGAAACCAAAACUAAAAUCUAAAAAUUAGUGCUCUAAACCAGUACGUAAAGGUUAAUGUGUGGAAAAUAGUGUGGCUGAUGAUGGAAAUGAGGAAUUUUAUCCAUGUCCUGAAGACUCAGAACUGCUACAUUGGUGCUACUUCCUGCUAGGGCUAUAACAUAUUCUCUGCUCCCGGAAACAGAUGCUUUUCACAAGCAAAAGCACUUUGUCGAAUGCAUUGAGGACCGAGGCAAAGAAUUCUUUACUAGUAAACUACCUCACAGAUGAAAGUGGAAGUGUGAGGCUGAGAGUAAGAGACAGUCUCUUCCCACACAUUAAGCCUCACUGAGUUCUGCCCACGUGUGUUGUUAUGGAAAGGAGGUGGUGGUGCUAAUAACAGGCAUUUCAGUACUUCAUCCUUUACUCCUUUGCUUUGAGUCACAGCCAGAAGAUCUCUAGUCCUGUGGAAUAUCAAGGUGAACCCUGAUUGACCUCUUCCUCUCCAUAUGCAAAAUGAACAGUAUAUUGGACAAAUAAUUUGGCAGAAAGAGUGAGUAAUGGACUGAAGGCAGAACAGGAAUUCAGGCUUCAUGGAUUAGGGAGGCAUUUAAUGAAGAUAAACAGUCAUUGAUGUGUUUUCAAGAGAUAACUCUGUGGUAAUCUACUUCUUUAGCCAAAGAUUAGAAUUCUCAGACUAGCUCACAAAUAAUUCUGCCUUCCAGUCUUACAGGACAAGUCUGUCUAUGUACAGCACUCUCCUGGCCUUUUCUCUCCACUCUGGUCCAGAACCUGAGACAAUGACUGAUAUUUAGAGAACCUGACCUACCAAGUAACAUUAGACCAGGGAUCAUAUCCAGCAUUCUCAGAGCUUGUGAAUAUGUUUGUCAUGAAACGACCUUCUGUGUGCAAGCUGAGGAUGUGUCCACAGAUGUGUAGCCUGAUAGAAAGGUGCUUCCUGCCAGAGAAGUGAGAUCACACUUCCCUGCCCCAGAUCUAUAUCUUGUGGAUUACAAAGCUCCAAGGGCUUCAUUAAUUCACUUGUUAAUCCAUAUUCAUUUAAUAUUCAUAUGUUUGCUUGUCACUGUCCUAGGCAUUGGGGUCAUUGUCAUGAAGGACAGUCUUGAGUUUUGGAAAAUUGCAGGGCAGUGAAAAGAAACCUGAAUGCAUGAGGGGGUUGUGCACCGGGAACGAAUGCUAUUGAGGCACUUGACCCAGCUUUGGGAGAUGUCUUCUAAGCGGAACCUUGAAUCUUGAAUCAGCAGAUAAAGAUUGGGGAAUGGGCGAAACUGGAGGAGGGAAGAGCGUAUGCAGGUGCCAGUGAUUGCAUUGUGCAUGGGAAGCAGAAACUAGUAGAGUGUGUCUCGAGCAUGGAAUACCACUUAGAGAGUCAAAAGACAUGAGGCUGGAGAAAUAGGUGGGGAUCAGUAUAUCAAGUACUUCCUAUGUGUGAUAAUGAAAACACUUCUACAUUUAUCCAAAAGCAAUGGGAGAGUCAUUAAGGAUUUUUUCAAGAGUUAUAUCAUUUUUUAACUUCCACAGACUCUAUUCUGAAGAAACUGUGCUGAAUCAAAGGACAGCAUUCAAUGGAUCACCCAGAUAUUAACCUUUGUUUCCUUUCAGGCAGGAAAAAACAAAACUUUGUGCAGUGAGUUCCUAACUGAACAGAGAUCCAGAACCAACAAGGGAGAGACUAUCACCUAUGUUCACUGACAAAGGAGCUGGGAAUGAUAUGCAUAGUGACAUUCAAGUAUUUCAUCAGGUAAGUGAGAGUCAGAGGUGGGAGUACAUUUUGAUUCUGGGAGAGUUCCGUGAUAAACAAAGAAACAGCAACAAAUAACUUUCAGGAAUUUGUGUGCUUCACAUUAGAAGAUGACUCCGUAUUAACCAAAGUUAUUUUUUGAAUUCAUUCACAGGGAAGACUGAUUUACUAUCUUAUCUUGAUCUCUUGUCUGAUGUCAUAGUCAUGUUCGUUGUUUGUGGUAUUGUCACAGAAGACUUCAAUACCUCUCAGGGCUCUUAGUCAUGCUGGAGGAAAACAUCACUCUGGUCAGCGAGUUCAUCCUGGUGGGCUUCCCCACUGCCCCAUGGCUUCAAGUCCUGCUCUUCUUCCUCUUCCUUGUGGUCUAUCUGCUGGUGGUAGUGGAGAAUCUUGUCAUCAUGCUCACUGUUUGGGUCACUGGCUCCCUCCAUAAGCCCAUGUACUAUUUCCUGAGUAGCUUGUCCUUCCUGGAGGUCUGGUAUGUCUCCGUCACAGUCCCCAAGAUGCUAGAUGGAUUUCUCCUGCGUAGACGGCACAUUUCCUUCACAGGUUGCAUGACCCAGCUCUACUUCUUUAUCUCACUAGCCUGCACAGAGUGUGUGCUUCUGGCAGCCAUGGCCUAUGACCGUUAUGUGGCUAUCUGCCACCCUCUCCAAUAUUCAGUCAUCAUGACCACAGGUUAUUGUGUGCAGCUGGUGGCUUUCUCCUAUAUGACUGGUUUCAUGAUCACCAUGAUCAAGGUCUAUUUCAUUUCAAAUGUCACCUUUUGUGGUUCCAAUGUCAUGAACCACUUUUUCUGUGACAUCUCACCAAUCCUUAAACUGGCCUGCAAAGACAUGUCCACAGCUGAGUUAGUGGACUUUGCCUUAGCUAUUGUCAUUCUUGUCUUCCCUCUUACCACCACUGUCUUUUCCUAUGUCUACAUUGUCUCCACUAUUCUGCAUAUACCCUCCAGCCAAGGGAGGAAGAAAGCCUUCUCCACCUGUGCAUCCCACCUCACUGUAGUCAUAAUUUAUUACACAGCCAUGAUUUUCAUGUAUGUUCGGCCCAGAGCUAUUGCAUCAUUUAAUUCCAACAAACUAAUCUCAGCUGUGUAUGCAGUCCUCGCACCCAUGUUAAAUCCCUUCAUCUACUGCCUUAGGAACCAAGAAGUCAAGAAUGCUAUCAAAAAGACUGUGGGAGUUGUCCAGUGCCUCUUGCUUAGCUGAGCUCUACUUCCUGGAGGAGUCAGUGUUCCAGCAAGGAUGUCAUCCCCAUGACACUUAUCAUGGUUCUGCAUAAAAGCUUGCUCUGUAGAUCUAGAAUCUUAAA